ACAGAGAAGACGAAACCCUAGUAGCUGAGAGUGAGUGUGAAGAUUAGGAGAAAAUGCCGCCGAAAUUGGACCCAUCUCAAAUCGUCGACGUCUACGUCCGAGUCACCGGAGGUGAAGUCGGAGCAGCGAGUUCACUUGCCCCGAAGAUCGGUCCACUCGGUCUCGCGCCGAAGAAGAUCGGAGAAGACAUCGCCAAGGAGACGGCGAAAGAAUGGAAAGGGCUUCGAGUCACCGUCAAGCUCACGGUCCAGAAUCGUCAAGCUAAGGUCACCGUUGUUCCUUCCGCGGCGGCUCUGGUCAUCAAGGCGCUCAAGGAGCCAGAGCGAGAUCGUAAGAAGGUGAAGAACAUCAAACAUAACGGGAACAUCUCGUUUGAUGACGUUAUCGAGAUCUCCAAAAUUAUGCGUCCGAGAUCGAUUGCAAAGGAAUUGAGUGGAACGGUGAGGGAAAUCUUGGGGACUUGCGUCUCCGUUGGUUGUACGGUCGAUGGCAGAGACCCGAAGGAUCUUCAGGAAGAAAUCGUCAAUGGAGACAUUGAAGUUCCUAACGAGUGAAGGUUUUACUUUUUGGCUUCUCUUAUUCGUAUUUUUGUUGUAUUUUGAUUUCGAGGAUUUGCUUUUUUAGUAUACUAUAUUUCGGUAUUGAGAAACUCGGAAGACGUUUUUUGGAUUUGCACAUUUGAAUCCUUUCUUGGGAUACAAUUAGAAAUGUUUCAUUUCUAUAAUC
Messenger RNA from Eutrema salsugineum, 726 nucleotides. Its product is annotated as 60S ribosomal protein L12-3. Bases 54 to 554 code for a protein of 166 amino acids. Gene Ontology annotation, biological process: translation. The transcript has a single exon. Gene Ontology annotation, molecular function: large ribosomal subunit rRNA binding; structural constituent of ribosome. Gene Ontology annotation, cellular component: cytosolic large ribosomal subunit; ribosome. The record is from RefSeq and is a predicted model, not a curated record. NCBI's taxonomy places the organism in Eukaryota, Viridiplantae, Streptophyta, Magnoliopsida, Brassicales, Brassicaceae.